UCGAUUAUUUGCGAGGAUGACAAAGGCGAUGAAUAAUCGUUUAUUUUCUUGUUUAGAAUUUUCUGCGCGACAUUUCCUUCUCCCAUUUUCAAUCCUGACAAUUUUUAUUCUUUCCUUUUUCAUUCUUUUUUUAAUUCUCGAUUUUAUUUUUAUUUUUAUUCUUCCCAUUAUCGACAUAAAUUUAUUUAUAUGCCUUCAGAAAAAAAUAUUCAAAUUGAACUAGCAUUUGUGUUCUCCUUAACACUUGUCUAUUUAAUACUCGAACAAUCUCAAUUUAUUAAUGCAGUAGAUGUUUUUAGACCGGGAGUUGGAUUUGUUGUUAUUGUUAACUUGGCUGGAAUAUUUUGUGCUUUAACCGGUGUAUGUUUGCAACGAGAUCUUUUUAUUUCUGUCCAAAUUAUGCUUCUUCUAGGACUUGUUUGCCUCUCAGAUUUAUUUGCCUUUAUUUUAGGUAUUUAUAUAAAUUUUCAUUUAAAUUUUAUUAAAAGUAUUUACAAUGGCUUUUGGUUCGAGAAUUCCACUUGGAAAUUCCUUGGAUGCCAAAUCUUUAGUUCAAUCUGUUUUGGUUAAUGACCAACGUUGG
Molecule: messenger RNA, 583 nt
Organism: Meloidogyne enterolobii
Lineage: Eukaryota; Metazoa; Nematoda; Chromadorea; Rhabditida; Meloidogynidae
Source: the annotation of a GenBank genome assembly